UUGUUGUGUUCUCUAUUCGGAGACACCAAAGAGGGGAAGCAAAAAAAUUCCCAAAAUUAUAAAAUAUAAAAUAAAAUAAAAUAAAAUCCCCGAUUUCCAAUUUCCGAAGAAAGAAAAACCCUAACAACAACACUGCUCUGUUUUCUUCGUAUCCUCAGUUUUUAUUUUUCUUUCAUUUCACUUUUUUUUUUGUCUUCCUAUUAGUUUUCUUGUUGGGAAAGCAAAUGGCAGCGGCGGUUCCUGCGGCGGCGACAGAGACGACAGUGGCCGGGGGUCAAUUUUUGAAUUCAUCUCUGUACGUUGGUGAUCUUGAGGGGAAUGUGAAUGAGGGACAGCUCUAUGAUCUAUUCAACCAGGUGGCUCAGGUGGUUUCUAUUAGGGUUUGCAGGGAUCAGACAAGGCGAUCCUCUCUUGGUUACGCUUAUGUCAACUUUUCCAAUGCUCACGAUGCGGCUAACGCUAUGGAACAUCUGAACUUCACUCCUCUGAAUGGAAAACCCAUUCGUAUUAUGUAUUCUCAUCGAGAUCCUAGCCUUCGGAAAAGUGGAUAUGGAAAUGUGUUCAUCAAGAACCUGGACACAUUAAUAGAUAACAAGGCAUUGAAUGACACUUUUGCUGCCUUUGGAACUGUACUUUCUUGUAAGGUAGCUGUUGAUGGUAGUGGUCAAUCAAAAGGGUAUGGUUUUGUACAAUUUGACAAUGAUGAGUCUGCACAGAAUGCCAUCAAAAAGUUGAAUGGCAUGUUGAUCAAUGAUAAAAAGGUCUAUGUUGGACUCUUUGUUCCACGCCAGGAAAGGGCUCUAGUAAAUGGAUCACCAAAGUUCACUAAUGUGUAUGUGAAAAACUUCUCUGAAACUUAUACUGAUGAGGACCUUGGGCAGCUCUUUAGCCCCUGUGGUACAAUAACUAGUUCCGUGGUCAUGAAAGACAUGAAUGGGAAAUCUAGAUGUUUUGGUUUUGUGAAUUUCCAAAGUCCAGACUCAGCAGCUGCUGCAGUUGAGAAGUUAAACGGAACAAUGAUCAAUGCUGAAAAUGUUUUAUUUGUUGGGAGGGCUCAGAGAAAAGUUGAAAGAGAGGCAGAAUUGAAAGCUAAAUUUGAACAGGAAAGAAUAAGCAGAUAUGAAAAAUUACAAGGUGCUAAUUUAUACCUGAAAAACCUUGAUGAUAGCAUUAAUGAUGAAAAAUUAAAGGAGCUAUUUUCUGAUUUUGGAACAAUAACAUCUUGCAAGGUGAUGCUUGAUUCACAUGGCCAUAGCAAGGGUUCUGGUUUUGUUGCCUUUUCUACUCCUGAGGAAGCAAGUAAAGCUUUGAGGGAAAUGAAUGGAAAGAUGAUUGGACCGAAGCGUCUGUAUGUUGCUGUGGCCCAGCGCAAAGAAGAGAGAAAGGCUCAGUUGCAGGCUCAGUUUUCUCAAAUGCAAACACCGGGUGGAAUUGCACCUCUGCCUGUAGGAAUUCCUGGAUAUCAUCCUGGGGCACCAAGACUUGCCCCUCAACAAAUGUAUUUUGGUCAAGGUACACCUGGUCUCAUGCCACCUCAGCCAGUAGGAUAUGGUUUCCAGCAGCAACUCAUGCCAGGUAUGCGACCCGGUGUUGCUCCAAAUUUCAUUAUGCCAUACCAUCUUCAGAGACAGGGUCAGUCUGGGCAGAGGAUGAAUGUUCGACGAGUUGGAAACAUGCAACAAGUGCAGCAGAACCAUAUGCUACAUCGUAACUCCAACCAAGGGUAUAGAUAUAUUGGGAAUGGUCGAAAUGGAAUGGAUCCAUCAAUAGUUCCCCAAGGUCUAGCAGGUCCUAUGAUGCCAUUUCCCUUUGACGGCACAGGAGUUGCUGCAACUCCGAUUGAUAAUCAGGGUCCUGGUGCAUUGUCCAACACACUUGCUUCUGCCUUGGCUUCUGCUACCCCAGAAAAUCAGCAUCUGAUGCUGGGUGAACAUCUAUAUCCGCUUGUGGACCGUCUUACACCAAGCCAUCAAACAGCAAAGGUGACAGGAAUGUUGCUGGAAAUGGAUCAGUCAGAGGUAAUUCAUCUGAUUGAAUCUCCCGAAGAUUUGAAGAUAAAGGUGUCUGAGGCAAUGCAAGUCCUUCGUGAAGCCGCAUCAGGUUCUGAAGUUGGUGAUCAGCUUGGCUCAUUGUCAUUGAAUGAGUGAAAUAAUCUCAGUUGUAGUGGUAGAGAUGUUUAUUGCAUAACAUGUGGGCCAUUUUUUCUGGGCUAAAUGAGCUUUUAUUGCUUCUGGGCCUUGUGUAGCUCCAGAUUUAAUCGGGAUCUUGUUUUCUUUUUGCGGGAUUAUUGACUUUUGAGUCAGUCAAAAGGGUUUCAAGGAGUUUUUUUUGGUAGUCUUUUGAAUUUAUUUAAUUUUGGAUUGAGUUGGUAGUACAUGAUCUAGUUUAUUAGGCUUUGACAAUAUUGGUUAUUUUACCUACAUUCUUUUAAUUAUAGGAUUUUGAUAGACAUUACCUUUCCAUGUUUUAAGUUAAUUUUUGCCCCUUGUGCAUCUAAUUUAGGUUGGGGAAUUCAACACAAGUGGAU
This is a messenger RNA of Gastrolobium bilobum, 2527 nucleotides long. RefSeq names its product polyadenylate-binding protein 3-like. Lineage: Eukaryota; Viridiplantae; Streptophyta; Magnoliopsida; Fabales; Fabaceae. Gene Ontology annotation, cellular component: ribonucleoprotein complex; cytosol; nucleus. The transcript is spliced from 7 exons. The record is from RefSeq and is a predicted model, not a curated record. Bases 225 to 2147 code for a protein of 640 amino acids. Gene Ontology annotation, molecular function: poly(U) RNA binding; poly(A) binding; mRNA 3'-UTR binding.